AUCACUUUUGUCAUAUUGGUGUCCCUGGCUCUGUUGCAGUUGAUGAACUUGAUUAGGUGCUGGACAUCAAACUGGGCAAGGGUGGCUAUUGCCUGCACGUAUGCCACGAACCUUGUAUACACCUUCGACGAUGAUAGGUUCAGAGAAAAAGAGACACCAUACUGGUUGCGACGGUGGAUGGGAUUGAAAGCUUUUGUGGCCACCAGCUGUAAUUGGUUUGACAAGUACCUGUGGCAAGAAAAGAUCGGCCAGCAUUCACUACUACCUGAAGGGAGAUUAACCGCGAAAAAAGAGGGUGAAGGGAGCAGCAGGACUGAGACCGAGUUACUGAGCAGCUUAACAUCCAUGGUUGGCAAUUUUUACCAGAAAUGUGUUCGCUUGGUCAAGGUGCUCGGAUUGGACUACAUCGGGGAGGUUCUCUGGGACUUGUUGGGCAGCGACACCAACAAAACAACCACCGUCAGGUUGGACGAUGAUGUGAAGGGAUACGUUAUUGAUUUUCUUCAUCAGAUCAAGACAGACAGAGUAGAUACGAAUUGGUUAUCCUUUGCUAAUAAAAAGCAUCCAAUUGGCUUAGCUCUCCGCGAUCUUCCCGAUGACACAAAUAUACCUCAGCGUGGUUGCAGAUAUCUGGAGUAUAUAAUGGAGUUGCACAUUGCGACAUGGUACUGCGAACUAGUAGAGCAGGAGCUGGGGAAGCAAGAUGCCUUGAGCAAGGCGGAGGAGCGCAUAGGCUGCAGGGAAACUGCUACCGGUUAUUUGAAAAAAGCAGCUGCAGCAAUAGCUGGAUGUUUCAAAAAAGAAGCAGGAGGAAGAGGAGAAAGGGAGGAGAAUCGGAAUCGGCGCGUGGCCAAUGCUCUAUCCAAGUAUUGCGCUUACUUAGUGGUGUCAACGCCAGAGUUACUUCCUGAGCCGGCCAGGGGGAAGAAGCACGCCUACGAUGUCUUUGCGAACUCGGCAAGGAUAGAACUGGACCAGCAGGAGAAGGAUACAUUCCUCGGGGCACUGUCAGACCCUAAAAUUUGGAAAGAUCUAGCAUCUGAUUCAUCCGGGAAUACUUAUUUUUUGAAUGGCGUGCGUCUAGCGAAGCGGCUUCUCGGUGAUGAUCCUCCGCUUGUUGAAGGUAUAAGUCGCCCGGACCACUGGGAGCCGCUGGCCCUUAUGUGGGUCCGGAUGUUGGUUUACGCCGCGCCUUAUGGCAAUGUUGAGGCGCACAUGCGGCACCUCCAGCAUGGUGGUGAGUUCAUCACCCAUCUCUGGGCCUUGCUCUACCAUCUUGACAUCCGCGAGUGGAAAAAACGGAACAGCCCGAAGGACCCGCAGAACAUCAACACCAUCGAUGACGCUGAGAGAAUACUCGAAAAGGAUGACCAGGCCGUCAUCGCCUUCCUCGAUUCCCUAUCCGGUUCUUAUUGCAACGAUGAGCUUGCCGCUGCUUCAAAGCUGGAAGAUGGUCUCAGAUUUUACCACUCUACAAGUGUUGAUGUUGCUAAGCUAUUCAACAUUGACCCAGCAGCAAAGCGCCCGUGUCUAGUGCUGCUGAAGAAUAAACAGGAGUUCACCUUAUAUGAUGGGCCAUUCCGUGCAGAUGCCAUUGCCAAUUUUUUGUCUGCGAACAAGAUGAAGCGACAACGCGGAGGACAGACCGAUAAGGACAAGACUGAUGAACAGAACAAGGACGAGAUUGAAGAGGAAAUCCCACAGCAGUCGUGAUUCCUCAAUCCUAUUCACAUAUAACUCCAUCCAGCCGGCUGUCUACUUGUGCGCGCAUAUCUUAUAAUGUUUCUUUCAUCCGUAGAAUAAAAACAGAAGAAUUGCAUGUUGCUGAGGACGUGCAUCCUGUUUACCUUACUGGCUUGUCUGUUUCAUUGCUUGAGUACUGCAAUC
This is a messenger RNA of Setaria italica (foxtail millet), 1887 nucleotides long. RefSeq lists its product as uncharacterized. Lineage: Eukaryota; Viridiplantae; Streptophyta; Magnoliopsida; Poales; Poaceae. The record is from RefSeq and is a predicted model, not a curated record. The transcript is spliced from 3 exons. The coding region runs from base 43 to 1713 and encodes 556 amino acids.